Messenger RNA from Oncorhynchus nerka (sockeye salmon), 726 nucleotides. Its product is annotated as oligodendrocyte transcription factor 1-like. The coding region runs from base 1 to 726 and encodes 241 amino acids. Gene Ontology annotation, biological process: sensory organ development; positive regulation of transcription by RNA polymerase II; axon development. NCBI's taxonomy places the organism in Eukaryota, Metazoa, Chordata, Actinopteri, Salmoniformes, Salmonidae. Gene Ontology annotation, cellular component: nucleus. The transcript is spliced from 2 exons. The record is from RefSeq and is a predicted model, not a curated record. Gene Ontology annotation, molecular function: protein dimerization activity; DNA-binding transcription factor activity, RNA polymerase II-specific; E-box binding.
AUGAACGUUCUACCUAACCUCAUGAUCAGGUCUCACCAGGACCAGCCUCUUCCUCUCUGCUCCCCAGACCCCUACCUCCAGGAUUUCUCCUCCUGGUGUCCCCCAGGGCUAGGUGCUGAUCAUGGGAACAGGCUGGGGGCCAUGGGGGCACUAAUUGGGCGUGAGAGACCAGGAAAACCCCCAAUGGAGCUUAGGAGGAAGAUCAACAGCCGGGAGAGGAAGAGGAUGCAGGACCUGAACGUCGCCAUGGACGCUCUGAGGGAGGUGAUGGUGCCUUACGCUUCCUCCUCUCCUUCCUCCUCGUCCUCCUCCCAGGGGCCACACUGCAACCAGCAGCAGCUAGGACCCCAACCCGGACGCAGGCUCUCCAAGAUCUCUACCUUGGUCCUCGCCCGUAACUAUAUUCUCCUCCUUGGCUUGUCUCUGCAGGAGAUGCGUCGACUCCUUGGUGAGGUCAGUGUUGGGGUGGGGGUUAACGCAAGGCCCGUCCCCAGGCUGCUCCUGGCCGGGGGGUGGCCCCUCUUCACCGGCCCCAGUCAGCUACUCCUUUCCUCAGAGUCUCUCCUGACCUCUGCCUCCUCCUCCAAGUGUCCUCUUCUGUCCUCUGGCCACUUGGAGGGCCCCGUGGUCCCGGUGCAGUGGGGCUCAGCUGGGGUUCCUGGAGGGCCACUCUGCCCCUGUGUGGUAUUCAGCCACCCUAGCCCUGGACCCAGGUUCCCAAAGUGA